Messenger RNA from Penicillium brasilianum, 2520 nucleotides. The record is from the annotation of a GenBank genome assembly. NCBI's taxonomy places the organism in Eukaryota, Fungi, Ascomycota, Eurotiomycetes, Eurotiales, Aspergillaceae.
AUGGAUCCAUCAAUCGAGUCUGAAGAAAUCGGCACUUCCGUCCCAGAGCGACCUUCCUGCCAGGGGUGUCGCCGCCGAAAGCUCAAAUGCUCACGUGAGUCACCGACGUGCUCUCAAUGCGAGCGAUUAGGUGCUCCAUGUGUGUAUGAUGCCAAAAAAGGUAAGCCGGGCUUGAAGACAGGAGCUGUUGAAAGCUUGAGUCGACGUAUCGAAGUACUUGAGGAUGCGCUACUUCGAGGAAAAGAAAACAACGGUGGACAUGCCAGCAAUGACUGUCGGUCGCACAGCCCGGGAAAUGAACGUUUAAAUGGCGUGGUCAACCUCCUUUCUACCGUUUGUAUGGAGCUUUGUAAGCUCAAUAAUCGAAAUGAGACCAGGGCCAAUGAAACGGAUUUCAACACUAUACCCCGCCCGCCCUAUCAUGGGGUGUCGGUCGAAACACCCUCCCAGCCAUCAACUGCACCAGAUGGCUAUGAAACACACGGCUCACCUUACACUCAGCCACGAAAGCGAAGAAGAAUUGACAGCUGCGGAAACCCUAAGAUUGAGCUUGCUUUACCUUUGGAGGAUCUUCUCGAUGCCACGACCAGUCUUCCUCCCCCAGAGCUACUGGAAAAUAUUGUCACUGGCUACUUCAUCAACAUCCAACCAUGGAUACCAAUUCUCCACGAGACUCGAUUUCGAGCUCGAGUACAUGAUCCAGAGCAGAGGACCCGUUUAGUCAUUGUCAUCCAUGCGAUCAUUGUUGCAGCUAUUCGCUUUGCACGCCCCGAAGUCCACGGUCUCUCGGCAGCAAACGUGGAGUCCCAGACCAAAACUUCUAGGAGCAUCGUAGUCUUGAAUGCCAUGGACAGUCUUUCCGUCGAGAAUCUCCAGGCUUUGACAAUUAUAGCUUUCGACGACAUUGGAAAUGGAAACACAUCCAGAGCAUGGUCAAUAGUGGGCUCCUUGACGCGAACUGUGGAGUACCUCCGGCUUAGUAUCGAAGAUGAGGAUGAUGACACGCAGAGACUAUUGAAGCCUCUCUUAUCCUUACCACCCUCCAAGGAAUGGGUCGAAGAGGAAGAAAGACGAAGGGUCUUUUGGAACAUAUUCAAUUUGGACCGUUUCUGCUCCGUUGCAACUGGUUGGAACACAAGCCUUACUGCAGAUGAUGUACACAGACGACUGCCUGCCGAUGGUGGCUUAUGGCAUCGAGAAGAGCAAGUGACUACGCCCUUCUUUGGGAUUUGGGAUAGGUCUGAAGCACGGAUUGGCAACUCGAUCGCUUUUCUCCCUGCUCAGUACUCGAGCAACCCAAAGAGUCCUAAACCAGCACCCGAUACCAAUUCACCGCACAGCUCGCCGCAAGAUAUUGCCCAUUCUGUGACCAACUCGGCGCAGCCAGACAUGUCAACUGUCGGAGCUUUUGCAUACUGUAUCGAGGCAACCGAAUCUCUGAGUCGCGUCACGACCUUCUUUCUCCAACAGAAAAUCAAUUUCCAGGACCGAAGGGAGGUCAGCAGUUGGUUGACUCGAUUUAAAGAACUGGACCUUCGCCUAGUACAUUGGAAAAUGUUCCUGCCCCAGAAAUGGAGGGACUCUAAUAUAUCACGUCAACCGACGUUAAUACACAUGGACCCAAACUUGACCCUAACACAUGUCACUCACAACACCUCCAUGAUCCUUUUGCAUCAACGUAUCGCCUAUCCGCCCGCUGAGUGGGCCAAUAUCGUUCGGCUUCCAAGUGUCUGUAGCGCCGAGACUUGCCAGAACGCCGCAAUUGAGAUCCAAAACAUGACGGCGAAAUACCUCAGCAACACCCCCGAGUCAUCUCCAGUCAGCAACCAAUUCAUAUUCUGCGUUUUUGUGGCAGCAAGAGUUCUUCUAGUGCAUUGGCGUUAUUACGGAUCAGAUCUUGCCCAGGAAAUGUGGGAUCUCGUCAACAGUCUAGAUCAAAUGGCUUGUCGGUGGCUGGGGUCCAGCUCAUCGAAUGGCCGUUGUCUUGCAAGCACCUACGCAGACCAUCUACGUGAUUUGCACCAACGUUGCAUUGCCGCUCCCCAUUUCAGUGUUGAUGUAUUGGGAUACUCUACCGUAGUAUCAAAUAGUCACGCGCAAUCCUCGGCCCGAUCAACAACCACUGGUCGCACACCUACAGAACAGCAGAAUCACCAGUCACGCAAUGAGCGUCCUUACAACACCAGCCCUGCCAUGUUCGCCAAUUUCAAUGGGACCCGCACUUCAACGGGUCAAGAAAUAUCUCCGUCUGAGCCUCACUGGGGCAUGGCAAAGGAGAAUCUGAGUUCAAGACAUAUGGCCACCAGUUUUGUCGAAGCUGGUGUAGGGUCGCGAGUUGCGACGGGAGCCACCCCGGAUGUGGAUUAUUCAAUUAACUGUGCGCCCCCGGCGGAUGAGCUUUCCAAUAUCUCAUAUCUGCUGUUGGAUCAAAGAUUUAUGGAUAUGGAUCGGGUGAUAAGUCUAGAUGACAUGAUGUUUUCGACGAAUAUGGCAGCGUCGAUGAAUGGACCGACUGGUUGA